Molecule: messenger RNA, 252 nt
Organism: Cooperia oncophora
Lineage: Eukaryota; Metazoa; Nematoda; Chromadorea; Rhabditida; Trichostrongylidae
Source: the annotation of a GenBank genome assembly
AUGUGUGAGAAGAAAGGGAAGGGCUUCAGAUUAAGUGGUGGAGGUAGCAAAAUUGGAAGUAAAAAGACGCAAAAGAGUUCGACACUUCAAGUGUCAAAAACUCAAAAAUCAGUAACUCAGACCAAGACACAGACAACAAGUGAAAGUGAUGUGAGAGCACCUCUUCCCGAGACUGGUAAAGAGGUUAAGAAAAAGAAAACCGAUGAUGGAAAGGAGAAGAAAGGUCUAUAUAAUCUCCUGGAACGUAAUUGA